ACCUAAGGCAUCGUUUAUUCCUUUUAAAAUGAAUGCAUAUAGUGGAGAAGCAUGUUGUGUAGUUAAUAGGGCUUGUUGUAUUAUAGGUUUAAGAAAGAUAAAUUUUUGCACUUAUAUCCACUAUGAUGUGAGUUUUUCAACUUGGAUUUGAGUGUAAAGUGUAUAUAUAGUUGAGGUCUUCAAUCUAUUACAAUGUUACGACAAAUUGGAUCUACAGUGGGUUCUUGGACUCACAAGAAGAUCGUUGAUCCUCUUCUCCAAAUCCUUCGUAGGGGUGCAGAGCCAAAACAAUUGGCAUUCUCUGGGGCUCUUGGUGCUACAUUGGGUCUCUUUCCCAUCUGUGGGGUUGCUGUGUUUCUAUGUGGCGUAGCUAUUGCAGUACUUGGAUCCUUGUGUCAUGCACCAACUGUGUUGUUGGUCAACUUCAUUGUUACUCCCAUUGAACUGAGUUUGGUGAUUCCUUUCCUACGUUUAGGUGAAUAUGUGAGUGGUGGACCUCAUUUUGCUUUGACCUCAGAUGCAUUAAAGAAGGUCUUCACUGGUAAAGCUUCGUGGGAAGUCUUGCUGAGCAUUUACCAUGCGUUGCUGGGCUGGCUUGUUGCUGUACCAUUCAUCCUGGCAGGGGUUUAUAUACUGUUUUUGCCAUGUUUUACAAUCUUGGUUCGUAAAUUCAGUAGCCUUCAGCCAAACAAAACCACAAGUGUUCCUUUAAGCCCGAAGAGAGCUGUUCCUCUAAGUCCAAGAAAAGUUGUUCAACCCCUUACAGAAGUCAGGGUGAAAGUGAGGGAUGUUUAAUGGACAUAGAAAUCAGUGUAUUCUUAAAUGGUUAAUGAAACUUCAACGGUUCCGGCAUUUCUGUACAUGUAUCAAGUUGAGAGAAAUUGACAGUGAAAACUGCUGCAAGUUGUAUCAAAAUUAUGUUUCUUAUACAAUUACCCUGCUACAGCAGGCAAGAAUUUUCUUUGUUUGGCAAUAAAUUUGAAGAUAUACAUGCAAUUUGGAUCUAA
Messenger RNA from Solanum pennellii, 1007 nucleotides. RefSeq lists its product as uncharacterized. Gene Ontology annotation, cellular component: intracellular membrane-bounded organelle. The record is from RefSeq and is a predicted model, not a curated record. The coding region runs from base 193 to 795 and encodes 200 amino acids. Lineage: Eukaryota; Viridiplantae; Streptophyta; Magnoliopsida; Solanales; Solanaceae. The transcript is spliced from 5 exons.